AUUAACGCACUUGUGGACACUUGUCCACGCCGGUCCCACGGAGCAGACAGGAGCGCGCAGGAGGCGCAGAAGGCGGAGCCCCACGGACGGCUUUGUCAUUGGCCGCGACGAAAGUGCUCCUCCACCUGCGCGCCCACUUGUGGGUGUGACAAACAUUUGGUGCGCCUCAGUUGGACACGACAUGACUCGGUUUAUGUGCUGCUGAUAGGCUUUGGACCUUUUGGGUUCUCCUCCCCGCUCAAGAAGCGGUGGACCCACAGAGACACGCACGCACUCAGCGGGGCUUCCACGGCGGCCUCCCGUGGCGAGGGAUGUUUGGCAAGUGUCGCGCACUGGGGCGCAGGUAAGCUUUGGUGUCUGUGAGCUCCAAAUGCAUUUGCUCGUCCUGGGACGGGAGAAGCGACAAGAAAAAGAAGACGAAGAAGAAGCCGGGUGCGGAGUCAGCGUGUGCGUGUGCGUGGGCUUCGCCCCCCACGUUGCCGCCACCAUGUUCAGCUGCGUGGGCUGCUUCUGGGUGCUCCUCUCCUCCGCCCUGGUCGCAGUGUGCAGUUUCAGUUUCAUCUCUCCUGCGUGGAUUGUGAAGGAGCAGCUGAGGACCAACCACCACCACCACCAUCAUCAUCACCACCACCACAAUCAUCAUCAUCAUCACAAGGAGUCGGUGAGCUUUGGCUUGCUGUGGCACUGCUCCGAGUCUCUGGACCACAUGUACCGCUGCUACACCUUUGGAGGGCUUGGCAAAUUUGCUGAAAUCCCGUCCAGUUCAUGGCAGACCAGCGCAGUGCUGUGCUCGGGAGGAUGCGCUUUGCUGGCUGUCAGCUCCCUGUUGGCCAUCAUCACCAUCUUCCUGCCCAGCGGAGGAUGCGAGAGGAGGAUCUGCACCCUGGCUGGAUACAUGCAGAUGGCCGCAGUGUUCAUCAUGGCUGCAGGACUGCUGGUCUACCCCUUCGGGCUCAACUCUCCACUCGUCAGGUCCUUCUGCGGAGACUCGGACGUCUACAAUGCCGGCGAGUGCCAAAUCGGCUGGGGUUACAUGCUGGCCAUUGUCGGUGUUAUGCUCACCAUCUUUUUGCCCUUUUUUGCAAAAUAUGCACCAAAGGAGCAGUUGUCUCCCACCCCUUUGCCCGCUCUCUUAUAGUUUUUUUGUUUUUUUUUCAAAAGGGCACCUGCAUUUUCAAAGAUGCUGCCCAGAAAUGCUGUUUGGAAAGCCUGGCUCUGAUGCGCUAUUGUCUUCCUACCUGUUCUAAUAAAAUGACUUUAUGUUUCGUUUCAACUACGAAAUGACAAAUGUUACUGUUUAAGUUUAUUUAACACAGCCGUUUUCAUGGAGUCGCUGUCAAAUGUUGAAGGGACAUUUAAUGUGAUCAUUAUUGCAGCGUUUUUUAUGUUUUCCCUUCUUGUGUGCGUAACAAGUCAACUUGGUGUGAAUAUGAACUAUUCCAAAACAGACAGGAUGUCAUGUGCACAAAGGAACUGCACACACAGUGAGGUGGGUUGGUUUUUUUUUCCACUCAAGCAAUCGAUUAUUGAACAAGUUGUGAUGAAUAUUAUACAAGAAGAGCCAAUUUUAUAACUCAAGGACAUUAACCUGGGAGUUCAACUGUACAUUUGAACUGAACUUGACAGAUUUGAGGGUUAAGGUUCUGAAAAGGACUCAAAGGGAACUGUGGCCCAGUAAAGGAUCAAAAAGAGUCUCUCUGAGAUGCUACUUUUUGUUACUAACAUGUAAAAAAAACAAGUCAACGCACAGAUUUUGGUGUGUCAUCUUUAAAGGACAUAUAAACAAGAUGUAGUGGUUUCUGAAUAAUGUUGUCUGAAAUGUAAACCUUUUCCCUGAAUUAUUUGUGUAUGUAACUUGCUUGUUAAAUGUAAGCAAUCUUCUAUUGUGUACAGUAGACAAUUCUUCAUUCAGGACAAACGCAAUCGCAAAAGGCAGGGAGAUGUUGGGGUUUUGUCAGAACAAAUCCAUGAGGAGGCAGAUGUUGGAAAUGGUAGAAUGUGAUGUGACCAACUUGUGCCUUUUUAAUAUUACAAAGACAAGCGUUCAAUACGAUUAUCAGGUUGUCGUCUCUGCCAUCUCGUAAUUUCUGCAGGAAAAACAAAACAAAAACGUGUGUCCUGUUGUGUGGGGUAUUUUUGUUCUUUUUUUCUUCAUGAUGCAGUAUGAUCUCAUUAACAUAGGAAAAUAAUCCAGAGGAUAAAAUGGGCUGUGUUUUAUAAAUCCUUGUAACCAUGAAAGAAGACAACUGCAGUUCAAUUAUGGCGAGAGACAUCUGUGCCAAUUAUACUGAAGAGAAGAAUCUCUUCAAUUGCUGUUGUUAAAGGCUGGGACAUAACAGCUGAUCUCAUUUCCCGGCACCCUGGUUCUAUUUGAUGAGGACACUUUGGUGUGCUAAAAGCAGAUGUAACCUUUCUUAUCGGACCACAUUAUUCAAGUGUAAAAAUGGACAAAUAAAACUCUGCUCCUUC
Molecule: messenger RNA, 2469 nt
Organism: Phyllopteryx taeniolatus (common seadragon)
Lineage: Eukaryota; Metazoa; Chordata; Actinopteri; Syngnathiformes; Syngnathidae
Product: LHFPL tetraspan subfamily member 7 protein
Exons: 3
Coding region: 371-1138 (255 amino acids)
Cellular component (GO): membrane
Source: RefSeq, a predicted model, not a curated record